AUGACUGAACGACUAGUGAACAUUGGAGGGCAUUUUGCCCCAACAAGCAAGAAUCGAGAUGCUUUGUUGCAAAAGAGCCCGGACGAUAUCGUGAUAACAUAUCUUGCACGCACGCCUCUCUGCAAGGGCCACAAGGGCGGCUUCAAAGACACGACCCUCGACUCGAUUGUCACUAAAUUUUUAACACAAAUCGCCCAGGGCAUCAAGAUUAGCCCGGAGCUAGUAGAAGACAUUUGCCUGGGUAACGUGAGCGAGUCCAAUGCAGGCUACUUUAUUCGCGCCGGAGCCAUGGCUGCUGGCUUCCCUCCAACAACGACUACACAUACUCUGAAUCGAUUCUGCUCGUCUGGUCUAGUUGCUAUUCAGCAGAUAGCGGGCCACAUUAGCACUGGUGUGAUUGAAAUCGGCAUAGCAAUGGGCGCCGAGUCGAUGACCGUAGGCGGGGAUCUGCUAAAGCAACCCUUCUCAGUGGACAUUCUCGGCAGCAACAACGCGAACGCCGUCGACUGUAUGCAGCCCAUGGGCCAAACGUCGGAGAAUGUAGCGUCCGAUUUUGGCAUUUUGCGGGAGCAUCAGGAUCGUUUCGCCGCAGAGAGCCAGAACCGGGCGCUGCAUGCGCAAAAAGAGGGCUGGUUUCAGGAUGAGAUUGUUCCCAUCACGACAGUACGUGACGGCCAAACCAUUACGCUGAUGGAAGACGAGUGUAUCCGGCCAAGCACAUACGAGACGCUCAGCAGAUUAAAGCCUGUCUUUACCAAAUGGGGAGACCGCAGCACGGCGGGCAACAGCAGCCAGGUUAGCGACGGUGCGGCGGCUGUGCUUAUGAUGAAGCGUAGCAAAGCAGAAGAGCUGGGCCUGCCUGUGCUGGCCAAGUUUUGCACCAUGGCGUUGGCCGGCUUGGCGCCGCGCAUCAUGGGCAUCGGCCCGACCUUGGCGAUCCCCAAGCUCCUGCAACGCGUCGGCAUCUCCAUGGACGAUGUAGAUGUUGUCGAGAUCAACGAGGCCUUUGCCUCCAUGGCUGUCUACUGUCGUGAUCAACUGAACAUUCCCUGGGCCAAGUUGAAUCCGCGCGGCGGCUCCAUUGCCCUGGGUCACCCACUGGCUUGUACUGGUGUGAGGCAGGUUGUUACAGGUCUUAGUGAGUGUAGACGGACUGGAAAGAAGAUUCUCUUGACUAGCCAGAUGUCUAGAUACAUGUCGUCACUCUAUAGUCGGGUUGCGUUGAUCUUCACUGGCUCUGGCUCUAACUCUUCACUAAAUGUGCUCCCCAGCGACUGUCCAGCAUGGACACCAGAACACCUCCAACGUCAUAUUCUUUCCCAUGGAAAUAUCAGGUCAUUUGCGUGCCAGUUUUGCGAUACAUCUUUUGUUCGACGGGAUGCGCUUCUACGACACUUACGAACCUGCAAGGACCGAAUCAGUGUCAGCGCUGAGGUCCCAAAGCUCACGAAGCGCAAGCGUGGCAGGAAGCAAAGCUCAUGUGACACUUGUUCCGAAAUGAAGCGCAGGUGUAGCCGUACCAUGCCAUGCGACAACUGCGUCGCCUUGAACCUAGUGUGCUCCUUGAUACCAGGCACGACCGAAGAAACCACAGAUCGCAACAGUAAUUCGCCAUCACAGGACUUGGCAAUCGCACUCCCUGAGGAUAGUAUUAGUCCGAUUGAUAUGGGUGUAUGGCAAGAAGAUCAAAACUUUGAAGACCUGGUGUUGGCCCUCGAUACAGAUGGGACGAUAGCCCAGGAAGACAGCGCUACUACUACUAUUGGAGCUGAGCAUAACGACACAACGGCAGAUGAUUCAUACACUGAAGCCAUAUCGGCAAUCUCUGCCGAUUCCUUGAGCGGCAUGCAGAUCCUCUAUAAUCUGUUUGCAAUACCCACAUCCCUUACACAGCCGCAGUCCGUGCCUAUGCCUCAUAGAUUCUUCUUCUUGGAGCGUAUUACGGCUGCUACUGGGGUGGCUAGAUCUUUCGAUUGCGGCAAUCCCAACGAACGCCGGCAAAUCAUGUUUGCCCUUUCUGGGACGCACCCGUUUGUCACUGCAUACAGAAAUGCAACACCGCAGCUGCUGCUAGAAGAUAAUUACGUCGAGCCCGCCGAGAUGGAGUCUACUAGCACCGUCACGUCACAGACGCCGCCUCUGCUAAACCAAGCUGCUGAGUCGACGUCCCCCAAACCGAGCUUUACAUCGCUAGAUAUGGAAGAGGAUAGUAUGCAACAGCAGCACCCAUUGUCACUUAAGAGCCAAGAGAUUGUCGCUGGAAUUAGCAGCCCCAGCAAUACCACCACGACGCAAGAGAAAAAUCUCUUGGAGACCAGCGCCCCGGCACAUGAGCUGCGAUGUCAGCUGUUUUUCUCUCCGCAAAGUCUCGAACGGCAUUUGAUUGCCUUUUGGUCGCUGUGGUACCCCAACUGGCCUGUAUUCCAUCGCCCCAGCUUCAGGGCAUCACAGAAACCUGCCACGUUAGUCGCGGUUAUGGCGCUGAUGGGUGCUGUGCUAGAGUCCGACUCGGUGGUCUAUCAUGAGGCUCUCUAUUAG
[Torrubiella] hemipterigena is the source of this 2538-nucleotide messenger RNA. Lineage: Eukaryota; Fungi; Ascomycota; Sordariomycetes; Hypocreales; Clavicipitaceae. The record is from the annotation of a GenBank genome assembly.